UUGCUGCAGCCUGCCAGCACAGAUCAGAGAUACCGGUCUCAGUAAGCGGUGUGGAUUAUGAAAAAGGCUCUACUAACAUAGUACCUUAACUUUACCUGACUUUUACACCAUUUUAUUCAUAGCUAUAUAUUCACUUUACUUUCUGAAGUCAAACUGUAGAUAACCUUAAAGCUUCAAGACAGACGUAACGCAGAAGAUGUCAGUAGUGGGAUUUGACUUGGGCUUUCAAAGCUGCUAUGUAGCCGUAGCUCGAGCGGGAGGUAUUGAGACAGUCGCCAACGAAUACAGCGACAGAUGUACACCGUCUUUUGUAUCAUUUGGACCACGAAAUCGAUCAAUUGGAGCGGCAGCGAAGAGCCAGGUGGUAACCAACUGUAAAAACACAGUGCAAGGCUUCAAGCGCUUCCAUGGCAGGGCUUUCUCAGACACCUAUAUUCAGUCAGCCAAGUCUAACUUGGUGUACGACCUGGCACAGAUGCCCUCUGGAGCCACCGGCAUAAAAGUGAUGUACAUGGAAGAAGAGAAAGUGUUUAGCAUCGAGCAGGUAACUGGCAUGCUGCUGACCAAACUGAAGGAGACUGCUGAAAGUGCACUGAAGAAACCAGUAGUAGACUGCGUCAUCUCGGUACCAAGCUAUUUCACUGAUACAGAGAGGAGGUCUGUCAUUGAUGCAGCUCAGAUUGCAGGUCUUAACUGUCUACGACUAAUGAAUGAGACCACUGCAGUGACUCUGGCAUAUGGAAUCUACAAGCAGGACCUGCCAGCUCCAGAAGAAAAGCCCAGGAUAGUGGUGUUUGUGGACUUGGGACACUCUGGCUACCAGGUGUCAGUCUGUGCAUUCAACAAGGGAAAGCUCAAGAUCCUGGCAACAGCAUUUGAUUCAGACCUUGGUGGGAAAGACUUCGAUAACAUCCUGGUAAACCACUUCUGUGAGGAGUUUACAAAGAAGUACAAACUGGAUGUCAAGUCCAAGCCUCGAGCUCUUGUGCGUCUCUAUCAAGAGUGUGAGAAGCUGAAGAAGCUAAUGAGUGCCAACUCUUCUGAUCUCCCCCUCAACAUUGAAUGCUUCAUGAACGACAUUGAUGUUUCUAGUAAACUAAACAGAGGUCAGUUUGAGGAGAUGUGUGCAGGACUGUUGGCCAAAGUCGAGGGUCCUCUGCGCAGCGUCAUGGAACAAGCCAAGUUGAAGAAGGAAGAUAUCUAUGCAGUGGAGAUUGUGGGUGGCGCCUCCAGAAUCCCUGCCAUCAAAGAGCGAAUCAGCAAAUUCUUCGGCAAAGAGCUGAGCACCACCCUGAAUGCAGAUGAGGCCGUGGCGAGGGGCUGCGCUCUGCAGUGUGCUAUCCUGUCACCAGCUUUCAAAGUCAGGGAGUUCUCCAUCACAGAUGUUGUCCCCUACUCCAUUUCCUUAAAGUGGAAUUCAGCUGCAGAGGAAGGACUGAGUGAUUGUGAGGUGUUCCCUAAGAAUCAUGCAGCUCCUUUCUCAAAAGUGUUGACCUUCUACCGGAAAAAACCCUUCACCCUUGAAGCGUACUACAACAAUCCCAAGGAGCUUCCCUACGCUAAUGCCACUAUAGGCCAGUUCCUGAUCCAGAAUGUGGUUCCUCAGGCCUCCGGCGAGUGUGCCAAGGUCAAGGUGAAAGUGCGCGUUAAUGUACAUGGUGUGUUCAGCGUGUCAAGCGCGUCACUAGUAGAGGUGGUGAAGCUAUCUGAAGGGGAAGAGCCAAUGGAGACCGACCAGAUAGUGAAAGAUGAAGAGAACAAAAUGCAGGUGGACCAGGAGGAUCACAAAAACCCGGCUGGAGAUGACGAAGAGAAGAAAACAGAGGCUGAAGAAAUGGAGACAUCGUCAGAGGACGCUAAGCAGGAGAAGAAGAAUGAUCAGCCUCCUCAGGCGAAGAAGCCUAAAGUAAAAACGAAGACGGUGGAUCUGCCCAUAGAAAACAAACUGCAGUGGCAGCUGUCCAGUCAAGAACUUAAUAUGUUUGUGGAGAAUGAGGGAAAGAUGAUCAUGCAGGACAAGCUUGAGAAGGAGAGAAAUGACGCAAAGAAUAAUGUAGAAGAGUACGUGUAUGACAUGAGGGAUAAGCUGCAUGGAGUCCUGGAGAAGUUUGUGAAUGAGGCUGAUCGUGAUGCUUUCUCAUUAAAACUGGAGGACACGGAGACUUGGCUGUAUGAGGAUGGAGAGGACCAACAGAAACAAGUUUACAUCGACAAACUAGCAGAACUGAAGAAAAUUGGUCAGCCUAUUCGUGAACGGUUCACAGAGGCCGAGGAGAGACCAAAAGCAUUUGAAGAACUUGGCAGACAGAUUCAGAUGUACAUAAAGAUCGCUGAAGCCUACAAAGCAAAGGAUGAGCAGUAUGAUCACCUCGAUGAGCUGGAGGUGACUCGGGUGGAAAAGCAGAUCAAAGAGGCCAUGGAUUGGCUGAACAGCAAGAUGAACCAGCAGAACAGUCAGGACCUCACUUUGGACCCAGUGGUUAAAGUUGUAGAUAUCAGAGCCAAGACUAAGGAGCUUUAUUCAUCCUGCAACCCUGUGGUGUCCAAACCAAAGCCCAAGGUUGAGCCUCCUAAGGACGAGAAGACAGACAACGGACCAGUUAAUGGGCAGGAGGGAAAAGAGAGCCAGCCAUGCAACCCAGACAAAGCAACUUCUGCGGGGAAGGAACAGGAAACAACAGACAGCAAGCUCCCCGAGAUGGACAUUGACUAACUGUUGCUGCUGCUAACCUCAGCUUUCCCCGUGCUCGUCCACGUUCUCUCCUUCUUCUGAGAUUAUUAUUGAUGAUACACUAGCCUUUCUUGAAGACACAGAUAGCAGCAUCCGUUAUUACUAUUCAUCAGCCGGCCUACAUGGCAUGUCUUUUCUUAUAUUCUUUGAAUACAACAAUACUGCUUAAAAUGAAUUGGACUGCUUUGUGACAAAGGUUGUGAGCGUGGGUGAAGACUGCUUUCUCUGUGCUGCUUUGAUGGCUAUAAUGUUCCAGAUUGUAAUAUUCAGCAUCUUCUGAGUACAUUUAAGUUACGAAUGUAAGAUUUAAAGGAUAAGGAAACUACUAAUGCACACAGAAUUCAUGAACAUGUAAAAUAUCGUAUGUCUAAAUGAGGUAUAGAUGCAGUGGUAUUUAUUAAUGAUUUGUUUCCAGUUGUAAAUGUCCUAUAGAAUUUCCUUUUUCGUUUUCUUUCCCUUCACUAGAAAAAGUUGGAGCUCCUGGUUUAUGUAUGUAUUCAGUUAAAGAGGAGUCUAAAUGUUUUUGUUAAGUUCUGUAUGUUGAAACUAGGUAAUACAAGUUACUGUCAAGCAGUAUUUCACUGUUCUGCUUUUCUCAUUCAAAAGCAAUGGUCUGUCUCUGGCAGCCUUGUACUUUCAUUUUCUUUGGGGGGGUUUUCUACUCAAAAAUGUGAUUGCAGGUCCAACAAACCACCUUUUGGGUGUUGAUGUUGUUGCCAUAUCACAAAGAAAAAAAAUCUAAAAAUAAAUCUUGACAAAAAAAAAAGGUGUAAGAAAAAAUCACUUGUUGACACUAUUAUUACGGAUCACAGUGGCUAUUUUCUGCUUUUAACUGUUGCACAAAACAAAUGGUUGUGAACACUCUACUACAAUGAGUAAAUUUGCAUAAAAAUAUGUGUUGACCUUUGUUUAUUAUCAUGCAAUAAUCUAUCUCUGAUAUCUACCCUUCUACAACAGCUAGAAAUUGCAAAGAUGUGCCACCAAAAAGACUAUUAUGUUAUUUAGCAAUAGUUGAACCAAAUAAAAUCAGCAACUGCAACUGGAGCAGCAGGUCCGUCAGACCGCAGUUGAAACUGUCUGGAAACUGCAACUUCUAAAUCAGUGUCCAACUCAAAUAGCUAUUUUUGUCAAAAGUUACACUUUUAAACCUUUAUCAUUUACAGUCUUAGGGUAAACGUUGCAUUGCACCCAAUUAAAAAUACUAAAAUGUAAAUGCUCAUGAUGCUUCAAACUAAAGAAUUAACCUCUGGAGAGCAGUUUUUUUAACAGCAUAAAUUCAAAUAGUUUAAAGGUUUUUUUUUUUUUUGUAUAAUUUUUGUGUUGCUUGUGCAUAGCCACGUGAGAAA
Molecule: messenger RNA, 4077 nt
Organism: Melanotaenia boesemani (Boeseman's rainbowfish)
Lineage: Eukaryota; Metazoa; Chordata; Actinopteri; Atheriniformes; Melanotaeniidae
Gene: hspa4a
Product: heat shock protein 4a
Exons: 19
Coding region: 197-2713 (838 amino acids)
Biological process (GO): protein folding
Cellular component (GO): nucleus; cytosol
Molecular function (GO): ATP binding; ATP-dependent protein folding chaperone
Source: RefSeq, a predicted model, not a curated record